UGGACAAUCCGUGAAGGGGAAACUUGGAGCUCGAACAUCCUUCCACUUCUAUUCCGACUCCUUCUCUUCUUACAUUUCCUCCCUUAGACUUGAACGUCAAUUUCUGUACUAAAAAUGGAUUCUCUCAACGUCCCUAGAAAGCUCUGGGAGCAUUCCAAUCCGUCCGGUACAGAAAUGUACAGACUCAUGCAAGAGAUAAACCAGAAACAUCAUUUGUCACUGAAGACCUUUUGGGAAUUGUACCAAUAUUCGACCACCAAUAGAGCUCAAUUCUGGGACCAGGCGUUCCAAUUUCUCGAUUUUGUAUACAGCGGAUCCUACACAAAGGUGGUUGACGAGUCUGUUCGAAUAGAUUCCGUACCUCGAUGGUUCGAUGGCGUACACUUGAAUUUCGCUGAAAACUUGCUAUAUUCGCGGAUACCGGGUGAGCCAACAUCGAAGAGGGGAACAAUAGGGAAAGAGGACAAUAAGAUUGCGCUGACAGAAAUUCGGGAGGGAUAUACGGAAGUGAGAGAUGUAAGCUGGGGGCAAUUGAGGAGAGAAGUUGGGGUAUUGGCAAGUGCUAUGAAAUCACAUGGCGUGAAGAAGGGAGACAGAGUUGUGGUUGUUGCUAGCAAUUCCGUGGAUACUUUGAAAGUCUGGCUGGCUGUUACGACUCUUGGAGGUCUUUUCAGCAGUAGCUCAACGGAUAUGGGAGUUCAAGGAGUCCUGCAGCGAGCAUUGCAGGUUUCUCCGAAAUACAUCUUCAUGGACGACUUUACUGUGUACAAUGGAAAGAAGGUGGAUCUUCGAUCGAAAAUGACCGAGAUUGCAAAUGGAAUGAAAGAUGUUGCGGAAUUUGAGGGAAUGGUAUCGAUGCCUCGAUUUCAACAGCCGGUUGAUAUCAGCAAAGUGCCUCGAACCCAGACACUUGCGACCUACCUCUCGAAAGCGGCGUCGCAAAUACCAGAAUUCGAAAGAACAGCAUUUCACGAUCCAUUCUUCAUUGCAUACUCAUCUGGAACAACUGGUACACCGAAGUGUAUCGUUCAUUCGAUUGGCGGAGCACUCCUCUCCUCAGCAAAGGAAGGCAAACUGCAUCGAGAAAUGAAUGCUGACAGUGUGGCUCUGCAAUACACAACUACGGGCUGGAUCAUGUACUACGCAUCCGUUGCCAACCUACUAGCUGGGUCCCGUGUCGUGUUAUACGAUGGGAGUCCUUUUCAACCAGAUCUGACGACUUUUGUGAGGAUAAUUGGAGAGCAGAAAGUCACGAUGCUUGGUACAAGUCCCAGGUGGAUGCAUGAGAUGCAGAAGAACAAGAUUAUACCCAAGGAGGUCACAGAUCUGAGUCACUUGAAGUCAGUGACAAGUACCGGCAUGGUGCUGAGCGACCAGCUUUUCGAAUGGUUCUAUGAUGUGGGGUUCCCAAAGCAUGUACAUUUAGCAAACAUAUCUGGAGGGACAGAUCUGGCUGGAUGUUUUGGACAGGAAAAUCCUCUCACGCCAGUGUAUGUUGGCGGAACGCAAGGACCCAGUCUCGGAACUCCUGUCGCAGUAUACGAUUCCCUGGUAGAAGGUGGGAAGGGAAUUUCAGGCGCACUCGUCGAUCACGGCACUCCAGGAGAGCUCGUAGCCCCUGCUGCUUUUCCCAACAUGCCAGUAUAUUUUUGGAACGACUCUGACGGCUCUCGAUAUUUCUCCGCUUACUUUGAGAAAUAUGAUAAUGUGUGGACCCAUGGAGAUUUCGUGAUGAUUCACCCCACUACGAAAGCACUGGUCUUCCUCGGUCGAGCUGAUGGAGUCCUAAACCCCAGUGGUGUGCGAUUCGGGAGUGCGGAGAUAUAUUCGGUGAUCGAGGACAAAUUUCCUGGAAUUGCGGAUAGCAUAUGUGUUGGGCAGAGGAGACCUCAGGAUACCGACGAGAGUGUGAUGUUGUUUUUGAUGAUGAAGCCGGAUGAAAAGUUCAGCUCAAGGCUGGUUAAUGAGGUAAAAAGUGCGAUUCGCAAAGAGUUGAGUGCAAGACAUGUGCCUAAGCAUGUAUUCGAGACGCCUGAGAUACCUACAACAGUAAACUUGAAAAAGGUUGAGUUGCCAGUGAAGCAGAUCGUCUCUGGCAAAAUCAUCAAACCAAGUGGGACGUUGUUGAAUCCCAAGUCACUAGACUACUACUAUCAGUUCGCCAAGGUGGAGGAGUUGGUCGGAUCAAAGAGUAAAUUAUAGAGACGAAUAGACUUUUGACACGCUUUCCCUACUCUUGGCCUGGAGGCUCACUGCCGCAAAGACCAUCCUCGAG
Mollisia scopiformis is the source of this 2275-nucleotide messenger RNA. Its product is annotated as acetoacetyl-CoA synthetase-like protein. The transcript is spliced from 5 exons. Gene Ontology annotation, molecular function: acetoacetate-CoA ligase activity. The record is from RefSeq and is a predicted model, not a curated record. Gene Ontology annotation, cellular component: cytosol. Lineage: Eukaryota; Fungi; Ascomycota; Leotiomycetes; Helotiales; Mollisiaceae. The coding region runs from base 115 to 2202 and encodes 695 amino acids. Gene Ontology annotation, biological process: lipid metabolic process.